Messenger RNA from Paramisgurnus dabryanus, 4055 nucleotides. RefSeq names its product phosphatidylinositol glycan anchor biosynthesis, class N (gene pign). Gene Ontology annotation, biological process: GPI anchor biosynthetic process. Lineage: Eukaryota; Metazoa; Chordata; Actinopteri; Cypriniformes; Cobitidae. Gene Ontology annotation, molecular function: mannose-ethanolamine phosphotransferase activity. Gene Ontology annotation, cellular component: endoplasmic reticulum membrane. The record is from RefSeq and is a predicted model, not a curated record.
GGUCACGAAAACAAGGAAGUGGAGAAAAGUUGUCAGUUAAUUCUUUCAAAAAUUGUUUGGUUUAGUAGGUCUUUUAGCGAGUUUUCUACCAUACAAAAAUAACCACUAUUAAACAGAUUUGUGUAUGUUUGAUUCUCAGUAUGUUUAGUCUUCACAUAGACUUAUAUGCUGCUGCCGCGUUAAUUUAUUGAUUCAUUCAUUUACAAGUGAUGUACUCAAAAGAUUUACACGUUUUCUACCGUCACUGAAGAAACUUUAUGAGUUAGUUUCAUCCUAGUAUUAGCCAAAAGGUCUGACUGCAGCCAGGAUGAAGAUGAUAACAUUCUUCAUCGUGGGGCUCAUGGUCCAUAUUGUUUUCUUUCUUUCGAUUUUUGACAUUUACUUCACAUCUCCACUGGUUCAUGGAAUGACACCCCAGCGUGUAUCUCUGCCUCCUCCAGCCAAGCGUCUCGUCCUCAUUGUGGCAGAUGGCUUAAGAGCAGAGAGCCUUUUUAAACCAGAUGACAAUGGGACAGUCAGAGGUCCUUACAUAAGGAGUGUGAUUGAAGAGACUGGCACAUGGGGAGUGUCACACACGCGAGUGCCCACAGAAUCACGUCCGGGUCAUGUUGCUCUAAUAGCAGGAUUUUAUGAGGAUGUUAGUGCUGUGGCCAAGGGCUGGAAGGAGAAUCCAGUGGAGUUUGAUUCGGUUUUUAACGAAAGCAGACAUACCUGGUGCUGGGGAAGUCCUGACAUAUUACCAAUGUUUGCUAAAGGGGCCAGCGGGGACCACGUGUACACUCACACUUACCCUCCAGAUCGGGAGGACUUUGCCUCUACUGAUGCAUCCAAGCUUGACACUUGGGUUUUUGAUGAAGUUAAGGCUUUUCUUAGUGCUGCCAAAAACAAUGAAACUCUACUGAAUCAAUUGCACGAAGAUCAAAAUGUGUUUUUCCUGCAUCUUUUGGGGAUAGACACUAAUGGCCACGCCCACCGGCCCAUGUCAAAGGAGUAUCUAGAGAACAUUGUCCUGGUUGAUGCUGGUGUAGCUGAAAUUGUCACUGUGAUGGAUGACUUUUUCGGGCAUGAUGGAAAAACAGCUUAUGUGUUCACGUCCGACCAUGGCAUGACGAAUUGGGGGUCUCAUGGUGCGGGACACCCAUCAGAGACGCUGACCCCACUAGUGGCAUGGGGAGCUGGGGUUCAGACAGCACAGCGAACUGCCUCCCAGAAAUAUGAUGAUUCUUAUCUAAAAGAAUGGGGAUUAGAAAACUACAGGAGAGUAGACGUCAAUCAGGCUGAUAUUGCUCCACUGAUGUCAUCGCUUUUAGGACUUCCGUUUCCUUUAAACUCUGUGGGAGUCUUGCCACUGAACUACCUUAAUAACAGCCAGCACUUUAAGGCUGAGAGCAUGUUUACCAAUGCAGUUCAGAUUUUGGAGCAGUUCAAGGUGAAAAUGACACAGAAGGAAGAAACAACACUAUCAUUUCUGUUUACACCUUAUCAGCCCCUGACCGACUCAAAACUGAUGGAUUUUGUUCAUCACGCGAGAGAUUUGAUCCAGAAAGGACAGUUUGAUGAGGCAAUCCAUUACUGUGAGGGUCUCAUAGCUCAGGCCAUGGACGGCUUGUCAUAUUAUCACACAUAUGAUCGUCUCUUCCUGGGCUGCAGUGUAGUUUUGGGUUUUGUUGGUUGGACAUCUUACGUAGUUCUGUUUAUCCUGAAGAUUCACGCUAGCAUUCGCAAACUUCCGUCAAACAUAAACUUGAUUGCAGAAAGGAGACUGGUCUUGAAGUUUCUAUGUUUAGGCCUAUUUGUGGCUUUGUUCCUCGUCAUCCAAUCCAGUCCCUGGACUUACUACAUCUACUGCUUGCUUCCCGUGCCUGUGUGGUACGCUGUUGUAAAGGAAUUUGAAACUUUUGCUGGUCUGAUCCGAUCCAUUCCCACACUACCAGUUAGCAAAUGCAUUGGGUGUUUUUUGCUGAUGAUGUUCGGAAUUGAAUUAUUGGUUGUGAGUUUUUUCUAUCGAGGUAUGUUGACAUUAGGGCUGAUCGUCCUGGCAUUGUGGCCUGUGGCCUCUGGCCUAUAUCUAAAAGCAAAGUUUAGGUCACUGAGCUGGAUGUUUAGCUGUCUCUGCUUGGCUCCAUUUCCACUGUUGCCUGUUGUGGGACGGGAACCCAGCAUCACAUACGUUAUAUGUGCUGGAGUGCUGACCGUCCUCACCUCUUCCAUAUACCUUUGGUCAUCAUGGAAACGCUCUCUACCAAUCAGAGAUCGUCUGCUGUUCCUCUGCCAGAUCAUGCAGGUGAUGCUGUGUCCCUACGUCCUGACCAGCACCCACUCUAGUCUGCGACUGAAGCAGGGCCUGCCGCUCUUCAACCAGCUUGUUAGCUGGAUUACCCUAGUUUCUUCCUUUUUCGUGCCCUUGCUGAACUCCACCAGGCUCUUUCACAGGCUGUUGAGCAUCCUGCUGUCCCUCGUGUGCGUCUAUCUGCUCCUGAGCACAGGGUACGAGGCUCUCUUCCCUCCAGUGCUGUCAUGGCUUAUGUUUGCAUGGAUCAAUAUCGAGCAGGAAGCCAUGAACACUCACAGAGGCUCAAACAGGGCUGAGCUCUCCAGCAUUGAUUUUGCUGAAAGUAUCGACAUUACCAAAAUCAGGCAGCUGAGACUGGAUGAUAUUCGGCGAUCUUACUUCUUUGUGUUUUUCAUAGUAAUUGCAUUCUUUGGCUGUGGAAACAUUGCGUCCAUCAACAGCUUUGAUCCAGCCUCUGUAUAUUGCUUUCUCACCGUCUUCAAUCCUUUCAUCAUGGGUGGACUUCUAAUGUGGAAGGUUUUAAUUCCAUUUAUACUUGUGAUGUGCACAUUUGAAAGCAUACAAGUGUCAACGCGGCUCUCAUCACGAAGCCUUUUCCUUGUUGUGCUGGUCAUCUCAGACUUAAUGGCCCUGCAUUUCUUCUUCUUGGUAAAGGAUUAUGGAAGCUGGCUUGACAUAGGCACUAGUAUUAGUCACUAUGUCAUCGUAAUGUCCAUGACCAUCUUUCUCAUGUUACUGAGCAUCAUGACCCAUGUCUUGACCUCCAAGCAAAUCUUCAUCGGACGGAAAAGAAAGAUGCACCUUAGAUGACAGCUUGCUCGGACCUCUCAUAGUCCUGCUAAUCUUUACAAGGUGCAAAACAAAUACAAUCACACCAAAAGUGUACCAGCACACCAACAGGACAAAUGAUGCUCAUUCUUUCGGUAAAGCCGUUUGCUUGUGUUUCCUAAUGUUACACAAGAUUUAUGACUCGCAUUUGGUAAGAGGAAGACUGUGUCUUUUGGGUAAAUUUUAAGGUAAAAACAGGGUCAAAAAUGCCAUUGAAAGUUAACACAUUUUAAAACAUAAAGGCAGAAAACCCCUUCCUUCAUUUUUAUUUGGGUAUAAUUAAAUAUUCUGUUAUAAACACAUAUUUUAUUACAUUUAUUGUAGUGUUUGACACGAAAGGACGACCUUAUUUAUUUUAUAUGGCUAUGAUAUCCUGUACUUAUAAACAAGCUCGAUAAACAUAGAGGAAAAAUAUUACCUCUAAUAUUAAAAUAAAAUUUUGACGCUGUGUACAGGUAUUUUUGUUUUGUGACCAUGUUCCUGUAGGAAAUGCAAAUACUGAUAAAAUGUUUAACCAUAAACCUAUGCAAAAACAAUGCGAGUUGCUUUGGAUUAAAGUCCCUGCCAAAUGUGUCUCAUUAAAUGUGGCUUUUGGAAAAAACCACCUGGGUGCAGUUGAUAUUUCUGUGGUUAUCUGUUUCCUUAAAAAAUGUGAUGGUAUUUACCACUACACAUUGCACUUGAAUGACAUGCAGUUCACACCUUUUUUAAUUUAAGUUCCAGACCAGUAUCCAUUAUUUUCCACUUCAAACAACGAUUAAAACUUAUCUGAAAGUGAGACGUGGGUUAAAGAGAAAAAAGUGUGCCCAUUGCUGUGUACUGUACUGUGUACUGUAUUGACGAUUAAUGCCAAAUGUGUUAAAUGUUACUGUUUGGGUGAUCAGAUGGUUUUUUGUUCAAUGUAUAAUUUUAUACUCGUUUAUAUUAAAUUGCU